AUGAGUUUUAAUAACAAAGUCGUAAUAGUUACUGGUGCAAGUUCCGGUAUAGGAGCUUCCACAGCUGUUUUGUUUUCUAAAGAGCAAGCCAACGUGGUGAUAGUUGGGAGAAAUGAAGAAAAACUGAAGACGGUUGCAGCACAAUGUGAGGAAGUAGGAAAUAAGCCUCUCGUGAUCAAAGCAGACGUAUCAGUGGAUAAGGAUGCAAAUACUAUUAUAAACAAAACUAUCGAAAAAUUUGGUAAAAUAGAUAUUCUGAUUAAUAACGCUGGAUUUAUUCGCAUGGGAAGUAUUUUGGAUGGAAGCUUUUUAGAUAUCUACGAGUCAUUGGCACAGACAAAUUUAAAAGCAGUCAUUAGACUUACAACCUUGGCUGCAGCGCAUCUUAUUAAAACUAAAGGAAAUAUAAUAAAUAUAUCCAGUGUGGGAGGAAAAAAAGUGAUAUCCCCUGAAUUUGGGCCUUAUGGGCUAUCUAAAGCUGGCUUAAAUUUUUUCUCUCACACCGCGGCUUUGGAACUAGCUCCUCACGGUGUUAGAGUAAACACUAUCAGCCCAGGACCAGUGUAUACUGAUAUAUGGGAAAACUCAAAAGAAGAUCUUAGUGUUUUAAAAAAAGUUAAUUUUAAAGUACCACUUGACAGAAUAUCAGUAUCUGAAGAAAUUGCAAACUUGAUAUUGUACGUGGCGAGUGACAAAGCUGUGUCUGUUACAGGCUCUAAUUAUGUCGCUGAUAAUGGUUUUUUGCUA
Messenger RNA from Brenthis ino (lesser marbled fritillary), 747 nucleotides. The record is from the annotation of a GenBank genome assembly. NCBI's taxonomy places the organism in Eukaryota, Metazoa, Arthropoda, Insecta, Lepidoptera, Nymphalidae.